AUGCCCCGCAUCGACGAACAUGCGGUGGAUUCCACCCAGAACCUCGUGCCUCCCUACGCGGAGGGUCAGAAGCGCGACAGAUGGUCUCGCCCUUCCAUCCCCCGGGAUCCCGCCAAGAUCGUCGAGGUCCCCUCGACCCGCGAUGCCAUCAGCGAUGCCUCUGCCCUGAUGCACAACCUGAGCUUCGCGCCGUCCAUGAAGGACCGUCGGGGCUCGCGGAAUUCCUUCAGCACUUCCUUGCCCAUUCCCCGGUCGCCGCGUCUCUCGCGGCUGUCAACGGCCUCCCGGCCCAGCACGGUGAAGCGGGACAUCCUCGCUUCCCAGAUCCAGGAUCUCCACAAGGACAAGGUCGAGAAGGUGAAGAACAUGGCUUUCGCUUUCGACAUUGACGGUGUCCUGGUCCACGGCAGCAACCCCAUCCAAGAAGGAAAGGACGUUCUCAAGAUCCUGAAUGGUGACAACGAGCUCGGCAUCCAAUUCCCCUACAUCCUGUUGACCAACGGCGGUGGAAAGACCGAGGAGGCUCGUUGCCAACAGCUCUCGGAGAUCCUGGAACAGCCCAUCUCCACGGACCAGUUCAUUCAAUCGCACACCCCCAUGCAGGCUCUUUCCGAAUACUACGAAACCGUGCUGGUUUGCGGUGGCGAGGGCUACAAGAUCCGGGAAGUUGCCCAACAAUACGGCUUCAAGAACGUGAUUCACCCCAAGGACAUUCUCGCCUGGGACCCUACCAUCUCGCCAUGCCGCGUCUUCACGGACGAGGAGCGCAAGCACGCCCAGCCCCGCGACUUCUCCAAGGUCCAGUUCGACGCCAUCCUGUGCUUUGCUGAAUCCUUCGACGCCAUGACCGACCUGCAGAUCAUCAACGACCUGCUCAUGUCGGACAACGGCCGUCUCCUCACCCGCGGCCCCAAGGGCGCCGAGCACAUCCCCAUCUACUUCUCGCAGGGUGACUUGCUCUGCCCCACGGAGCACAAGGGCCCCCCUCGUCUCCACCUGGGUGCCUUCCGUCUGGCCGUCGAGGCCCAAUACAAGGCCACUAGUGGCCAGGACCUGGAGCGUGUGCUCUACGGUAAGCCCGAGCGGGCUACUUACAUCUACGCCGACGAGGUCAUGAAGUCGUGGAUGGAGGAGAUCCACCAGCAGAACAAGUUGCCCAAGAACAUCUACAUGGUCGGAGACAACCCCGCCUCCGACAUCAUUGGUGGUAACCUUUACGGCUGGAACACCUGUCUGGUCCGAACGGGUGUCUUCCAGGGCGGCGAGAACGAUGAGCAAAACCCCGCCAACUUCGGCGUCUUCCCCAACGUAAUGCAUGCUGUUAAGUCGGCCAUCCGCAAGGAGCUGGGCGACGACUUCGGCUUCAAGUGGGAGCCCAAGAUCAGCAACCCUGUCUUGCAUGGCGAGUCCUCCGCGUCCGCUAUUGAGUAA
This is a messenger RNA of Aspergillus affinis, 1431 nucleotides long. RefSeq names its product putative haloacid dehalogenase-like hydrolase. NCBI's taxonomy places the organism in Eukaryota, Fungi, Ascomycota, Eurotiomycetes, Eurotiales, Aspergillaceae. The record is from RefSeq and is a predicted model, not a curated record. Bases 1 to 1431 code for a protein of 476 amino acids. Gene Ontology annotation, biological process: glycerophospholipid biosynthetic process. The transcript is spliced from 2 exons. Gene Ontology annotation, cellular component: mitochondrion.